GGUAGUAAAACUAAAAGAAAGUGAAAGAGGUUUGGUAGCGUUAAUGAAAGGAUGUUAUUUUGGUUGGUUGAGUGUUGAUGAUGUUCCUUCCUUGCUGCACUCAUUCACUACUCUUCACUACUAAGCUCUCAAUUCAACAACACUUUCGCUAUUAUCAUCCAUGAAGAACAACGAUAACAACAACAACAACAGCAAAGACACUACCAUAGGAAUCCUCGAUUCCCGCUUCAACCAAACCCUCAGAAAUGUUCAAGGGUUACUCAAGGGUCGUAGCAUUCCUGGGAAAGUAUUGUUGAGCCCGAGGGAUCCGAUCGAUAAUUCGAGCUUAUUCUCGCCGACUUACCAGAGGAGUUUGUCGUAUAGUGAUACCGGUACAAGUAAUCACACAAUUGAGACAGUAGAGGAGGAAGUUCAAAGUGGAGGCAAAUCAUUUGGUAUUAUGAGUGAUAAUAAAUCGAAAACAUCGACCUCGCAUGUAGAGAAUCCGUCUGAAGAAGUUCGGAAAACUUCCAUGGGUGCUAGAGCGACUGAUUCUGCAAGAGUUAUGAAGUUCACAAAGGCGCUUUCGGGAACAAUGGUUAUAUUAGACAAAUUGCGUGAAUUAGCUUGGAGCGGUGUUCCGGAUUAUAUGCGUCCUACAGUGUGGAGAGUUCUCUUGGGAUAUGCACCAACUAAUUCAGAUAGAAGGGAGGGAGUUUUGAGAAGGAAGCGGCUCGAGUAUCUUGAUUGUGUUUCUCAGUAUUAUGAUAUUCCUGAUACAGAACGCUCAGAUGAUGAGAUCAGCAUGCUUCGCCAGAUUGGCGUUGACUGUCCAAGAACUGUACCAGAUGUUUCAUUCUUCCAACAACCACAAGUUCAGAAAUCACUGGAGCGUAUUCUUUACGCAUGGGCCAUACGGCAUCCAGCAAGUGGAUAUGUUCAGGGGAUAAACGACCUUGUCACGCCAUUUUUUGUUGUUUUCCUAUCUGAAUACUUAGAAGGAAGCAUAGAUAAUUGGACAAUGUCCGAUUUAUCUUCAGAUAAAAUCUCUAAUGUAGAGGCUGACUGCUAUUGGUGCUUGUCAAAAUUGCUUGAUGGUAUGCAAGACCAUUAUACAUUUGCUCAACCGGGAAUUCAAAGGCUUGUCUUUAAGUUGAAGGAAUUGGUCAGGAGGAUCGACGAUCCUGUUUCAAGCCAUAUGGAGAAUCAGGGACUGGAAUUUCUUCAAUUUGCUUUCCGCUGGUUCAACUGUCUUCUAAUCCGCGAGAUACCCUUUCAACUUGUCACGCGCCUUUGGGACACAUAUCUAGCCGAAGGAGAUGCUUUACCAGACUUCCUUGUGUAUAUAUUUGCGAGUUUUCUUCUUACGUGGUCAGACGAAAUUCAGAAGCUUGAUUUUCAAGAGUUAGUAAUGUUCCUUCAACACCUUCCAACUCAGAACUGGACUCAUCAGGAGCUGGAGAUGGUACUCUCUCGAGCGUUUAUGUGGCACAGCAUGUUCAAUAACUCUCCUAGCCAUUUUGCUACCUAAAUGUCAAUUCUGAAUUUCUGUAUUUAGUUUUCUAUUUUCAGUCUUUUCCUCAUUCCAUUAGAAUCUUUUCCCCUUUGGUGUGUGAUGCUUGUUUCUUAUAGAACCAAUGUUACAUUUGUUUUGCAAUGUAAUAUCUUGUAAAGGAAAGGUAAAAAUAAACUUGAGAUAGAAGCUAUUAUUUUUUCA
Molecule: messenger RNA, 1696 nt
Organism: Lathyrus oleraceus (garden pea)
Lineage: Eukaryota; Viridiplantae; Streptophyta; Magnoliopsida; Fabales; Fabaceae
Product: GTPase-activating protein GYP1
Exons: 10
Coding region: 161-1510 (449 amino acids)
Biological process (GO): activation of GTPase activity
Molecular function (GO): GTPase activator activity
Source: RefSeq, a predicted model, not a curated record